AUGCAUUAUAUCAGAUUCCUUCGAGCGCCUAAAUUCGUUCAGGAGCGUCACGGCGCCUUUGUCCAAUUACUCUUCACCAUAACGACUGAUCUCGGAGACUCAUUCUUGUACCCUGAGAGGUUCUUGGACCUUCAAGUCGUUGCUAUCGCUGCCUCACCUGAAGGCGGCUCAACAUGGCUUCUCUCAGAUCCUGGACACCUUCACUGGCAACCUGGUAUGCGCGUCGCCAAGCCAACAUUAGAACUCCCCAUCGCUCUUGAACGAGCUGUUGAGUCUGGAAUGAGAGUUCACGUUUGUGUCAGAGCAUCAGAGCCUCAACACACAGCUGAGAGUGUCCCCCGCAUCCUAGCCUUGUCAGCUGAGAAAAUGCGGUAUCGUCGGGAAGCUGCGGAAAAAGGUGCUGUCAUGCCAGCUUGGGUACCAGUGACCGCUCAGCCUUCAGAGACGGAUGUAUCCAUUCGAAGACUUGUUCUGAGUGAGUCGCCCGAUGGUCUGGGGACUAUGGAGAUUGAAGAGGAGAUCGGUGAGAGCAUAGCACGCCACAUAUGGGAUGGAGGCGUGAUGGCGACAUGUGCACUUGCUGGAAUCGAGGCUGCUCCUAAUAGCGAGUCCAGCCAAAACCCCUGCAUGAGGACCAUGAAAAACAUCUUUAGCCAACAAGACACAAUCCGUGUGUUGGAAUUGGGUUGUGGUGUGGGCAUUUUGGGUCUCGGGCUCGGCGCUGUGUACCCUCAACUAGGAUCUCUCGAAGGUGACUGCACCAUUCUGAUGACAGAUCUACCAGAAGCCGAGCAGCGAGCCAGAGCCAACAUGAGGAGGUUGGAGAAAUCUCACCUGCGAUUCCAGGAGAAUCCAGUACAUAUGCUUUACGAAAACCUGGACUGGGAGGAGGGCAAGCAGGGUCGCUUUGGACCAGCGGUUCGAUCUGGACCUUGGGAUCUCGUGAUGCUCAGCGACUGCACCUACAAUGUCGACAUGCUUCCGCCUCUGGUGGAAACCCUAUCAGCCAUCCACAUGGCAAACUUAACCUACUUCCCCAAAGGGGAACCGUUUACUACAAAAGUCUUUUUGGCCACCAAGCCACGCCACGACUCAGAGGAGGUUCUGUACGAGCUAAUGGAUAAGCAAGGCUGGUAUAGCGUUCACAAGCAAAUUAUCCGAAAGCCUGUCCUUGGCGAGGCGCCUCAAAUUGUCGAACUUCAUCUGUUUGACAAGUCUGGGCUCAGCGAGGGCCAGAGCGCAACAAGAACAGAAGUCAAGAGAGAAGAGAAGAAGGAAUUUGACGACGAAGGCGAUGCGUCAGACACCGAGUCGAGCGUGUCGUCGGACGAGGAGUCGGAGUACUAG
Molecule: messenger RNA, 1347 nt
Organism: Fusarium pseudograminearum CS3096
Lineage: Eukaryota; Fungi; Ascomycota; Sordariomycetes; Hypocreales; Nectriaceae
Exons: 1
Coding region: 1-1347 (448 amino acids)
Source: RefSeq, a predicted model, not a curated record